AUGUCUAAAGUCCAAACGGUGAGAGCGCUGGUGGAGCAGCGACUGACUGCGGCUGCUGAAGAGAUAUUUGGGCUGUUUGAAAGAACGAUAGCAGAGUACGAGGAGCAACUUUGUCGUUCAAAAGAGAAGAACGAGCGACAGCAGAAACUACUGGACGCUGUUUUCAACCCUCAGAUUCAGCUAUACAGAACAGACGUCCAGCAGCUGCUGGUGGUUAAAGAGGAGGUUCCCUCUGAGCAGCAGGAGAGGAGCUCCACUCUAGACCAGGAGGACCCAGAGCCCCCACACAUUAAAGAGGAACAGGAGGAACCUUGGACCAGUCAGCAGGGAGAGCAGCUUCAGGGGCUGGAGGAGGCUGAUAUCACCAAGGUUACAUCCACUCCUGUCCCUGUGAAGAGUGAAGAAGAUGAAGAGAAAGCUCAGUCCUCACAGCUUCAUCAAACACAAACUGAACAAUUGAAAACAGAAGCUGGUGGAGAGGACAGUGGAGGACCAGAACCAGACAGGAACUCUGAUCCAGAUCCACAUUUACAACCUGAUACAAAUCAACAGCAGGGAGACCCUUCUGAACCUGAGACUGAUGACAGUGCUGAUUGGACGGAGACAGAAGAACAUCAGUCAGGUUUAAACUUGUGUGGUAAAAGUUUCAGUAGUCGUCAGAAUCUGGAGAAACACAUGAGAGUUCACACAGGAGAGAAACCUUUCAUCUGCUCGGUAUGUGGUAAAGGUUUCGGUAGUCGUCAGGAUAUGAAGCGACACAUGAGAGUUCACACAGGAGAGAAACCUUUCAGCUGCUCAGUGUGUUGUAAAAGUUUCAGUAGGAGUGCUUCUCUGAAGCAACACAUGAGAGUUCACACAGGAGAGAAACCUUUCAUCUGCUCGGUAUGUGGUAAAGGUUCUGGUAGUCGUCAGAAUCUGGAGAAACACAUGAGAGUUCACACAGGAGAGAAACCUUUCAGCUGCUCAGUGUGUAAUACAUUUUUUACAGUGAGAAUGAAUUUAAAGCGACACAUGACAGUUCACACAGGAGAGAAACCUUAUAGCUGCUCAGUUUGUGAGAAAUCUUACAAAGGUUCACACAAUUUAAAGAGACACAUGAGACACCACAAAGGAGAGGAACCUUUCAGCUCCUCAGCCUCCAGUCAUAAUGUUGUGUGUUUACCCUUCUCUGCAGACGUCCAGCAGCUGCUGGUGGUUCAAGAGGAGGUUCCCUCUGAGCAGCAGGAGAGGAGCUGCACUCUAGACCAGGAGGACCCAGAGCCCCCACACAUUAAAGAGGAACAGGAGGAACCUUGGACCAGUCAGGAGGGAGAGCAGCUUCAAUGGCUGGAGGAGGCUGAUAUCAUCAAGUUCACAUUCACUCCUGUUUCUGUGAAGAGUGAAGAAGAUGAAGAGAAACCUCAGUCCUCGCAUCAAACACAAACUGAGCAGAUGAAAACAGAAGAUGAGGACAAUGGAGAACCAGACACGAACUCUGAUUCAGAUCCAAUUUUACAACCUGAUUUAAAUCAACAGCAGGGAGACUCUUCUGAACCUGAGACUGAUGACAGUGCUGAUUGGAAGGAGACCGGAGAACCUCAGUCAGGUUUAAACUGUUUGAGAAAGGAUGGCGGCUCUGUCGGAGAUUCCAGAUUUAGGACUGGAGAGAAACCUUUGAGCUGCUCACUUUGUCAGAAAUCUUUCGCACAGAUAAAGCAGUUAAAUCGACACAUGACACGCCACACAGGACAGAAACCAUUCAACUGUUCAGUUUGUGGUAAAGGGUUCAGUUUUAGUUGGGAUCUGAAGAAACACACAAGAGUCCACACAGGAGAGAAACCUUUCUGCUGCUCAGUUUGUGGUAAAGGGUUCAAACUUAGUGGGGAUCUUAAUAAACAUGUGAGAGUUCACACAGGAGAGAAACCUUUCAGCUGCUCAGUUUGUCAGAAAUCUUUCACACAGUUGACGCAUUUAAAGGUUCACAUGAGACUACACACAGGAGAGAAACCUUACAGCUGCUCAGUUUGUCCGAAAGCUUUCAACCAGAUAACACAUUUAAAGUUACAUAUGAAACGCCACACAGGAGAGAAACCUCAGUAACAGCUGCUCAGCCUGUAAGAAGUUUUUCACACAGGUCAAAGAACAUAAAUGUGCUGCCACUCGUCCUCAAAGUUUCAUCAAACUGAGGUGAACAAAGAGUCUCCAGCCAGCAGUCCACAGGAAGAGAUGCAAAGAGAAGCUGAUGGACAGGACUGUGGAAGACCAGCAGCAGAAAGGAACUUAGAUCCAGAUGGACCAGAUACUGAUGAAAAGACUGGAGAUUCUUCUGAACCUGAGACUGAUGAUGGGUGGUUGGAAGUAAACUAGAAAAGCCCUUGGACUUUUCAGAGGGUGUGGUGGAUUCAAUUUGAAGGCUACUUAUGUUGUCAUCUCUUGUUGGGAAGGGGGUAAAAUAUUUGUCCAUGAAAAAUGUUUAAAUAACAAACAGGCAUUAUCUUUAUUAGACACAAACAUAACAAUUCCAAGUACUAUAUUUAGAAAAGACAAGAAAAAUAAAAACAAAAUAAAUGCAAUGCAGGGCUUGAAGACCUCCAGCAUGCCAGGGUCUUCUGCUUCAAGCCCUGGCAAUGUAUAGUAAAACAAACAUACCAAAGAAUAUAUUUGGUAAAUAGUGCUCCUCUUUUUCAUUUCUUUUUUAAGGCUUGAAGAAUUUCAAGUCAUUUUCAAAUUCCACAGAUCUUGGAGUAACUUUUAAUGAAUCUAUAUUUGUGUAAAUUAAAUGUACCCACAAUCAAAAUAUAAAAAACAUUAGUUUGUUUUCCAUGAUGUGAUGUGAUAUUAAUUUCCUUUUUUUAAAUUUUUUUGUUUUACAAAACAAAAGUUCACAAACUGAACCUUUAAUGAAAUAUUUGAUUGUAGAAGUGUAACAAUUAUAACAGAUUCAUUUUAACAGUAGAAUAAAAAUAAACAGAUUCUUAAUAUACGAAAGUUACCUAGAAGUCCUCAUCCUCUUCAUGUCCUGUUGGCAUGUUAAUCUCAGGUUCAUAUCUGAUCUAUGUUCUCUGUAAGCACGUGCUGGUGCCUUGUUUUUAAAUGAUUCUAUACAAAUAAACUUUGUUCGUGUCAGAAA
Messenger RNA from Centropristis striata (black sea bass), 3109 nucleotides. Its product is annotated as zinc finger protein ZFP2-like. The record is from RefSeq and is a predicted model, not a curated record. The transcript is spliced from 4 exons. NCBI's taxonomy places the organism in Eukaryota, Metazoa, Chordata, Actinopteri, Perciformes, Serranidae. Bases 1 to 2079 code for a protein of 692 amino acids.